Molecule: messenger RNA, 9933 nt
Organism: Gadus chalcogrammus (walleye pollock)
Lineage: Eukaryota; Metazoa; Chordata; Actinopteri; Gadiformes; Gadidae
Gene: htt
Product: huntingtin
Exons: 64
Coding region: 468-9905 (3145 amino acids)
Cellular component (GO): nucleus; cytoplasm
Source: RefSeq, a predicted model, not a curated record
AGCGUUCCAAUGGGUUUCAAACUUGGUGUUCGAUUAAAUACACUAAGGGUGUUUGUUUCACGUGUUUACUCAAACCCCUUUAAUACUGAUAAUGCUGUACUGCACAGCAAAUGGUUCAUGUGUUGCUGACUUGUUGUUAAAAAUAGGACUUAGCUUCUUAUCCUAGCUAUCUCUGUUAUAUACAGGGAAUGGGUUAACCUAGUGAUUGCUACUGUACCGAGUCCCGACAGUCAUAUUUUGUUUUCUUUCUUCUGACAUAUUGUAAGUCGCUUUGGAUAAAAGCGUCUCCUAAACGUAAAUGUAAUUAUCCUUUAAUUUGUAGUUGGGAAUUUUUUUAUUUGGAUCAAGGAAUAAUUGUAUAAUAUCUUGCCUGUAUAAUGCAGACAUUAUUUACACCUUGUGUUCAGUGCAGUGUAUUCAGAUGUAGAUCAGAGUUUUAGACGUGAGGAGGGGUCAGUGUGCGUACUAUGUCCGCUCACUGUCUGGACUUUGUCUCUGGGAUCAGGACUUCUCCGGAGUUCCAAAAGCUGCUUGGCAUCGCCAUGGAGAUGUUUCUUCUCUGCAGCGACGACAGCGAAUCGGACGUCAGGAUGGUGGCUGACGAGUGCCUGAACAAGAUCAUAAAGGCUCUGAUGGACUCCAACCUCCCCAGACUCCAGCUGGAGCUGUACAAAGAGAUUAAGAAGAACGGGGCCUCGCGGAGCCUGAGGGCGGCUCUCUGGAGGUUCGCUGAGCUCGCCCACCUCAUCAGGCCACAGAAGUGCAGACCCUACCUGGUGAACCUGCUGCCCUGCCUGACCCGGAUCACCAAACGCCAGGAGGAGACGGUGCAGGAGACCCUCGCCGCCGCCAUGCCCAAGAUCAUGGCCGCGCUCGGACAGUUCGCCAACGACGGGGAGAUCAAGGUGCUGCUGAAGUCGUUUGUGGCCAACCUGAAGGUCAGCUCUCCCACCAUCCGACGCACGGCCGCUAGCUCGGCCGUGAGCGUGUGUCAGCAGUCCAGACGGCCCAGCUACUUCUACACCUGGCUGCUCAACGUGCUGCUGGGCCUGCUGGUGCCGGUGGACGAGGAGCACCCGAGCCACCUGAUCCUGGGCGUGCUGCUGACGCUGCGCUACCUGCUGCCGCUGCUGCAGCAGAACAUCAACGGGCCCAGCCUGAAGGGCAGCUUCGGCGUGAUGAGGAAGGAGGUGGACGUCCAGCCCACGCCGGAGCAGCUGCUGCAGGUGUACGAGCUGACCCUCCACUACACGCAGCACCGCGACCACAACGUGGUCACGGCGGCGCUGGAGCUGCUGCAGCAGAUGUUCCGGACUCCGCCCCCGGAGCUGCUGCACAUGCUCAUCACGCCCGGCAGCAUCCCGCACGCCGGCGUGUUCCGGCAGGACGCCGAGGGCCGCGCGCGCUCCGGCAGCAUCGGGGAGUUCAUCGGCAAGAUGCUGUCUGGGGAGGAGGACGGGCUGGAGGACGACCCCGAGAGAGCAGACCUCCCCUCUGGCUCCUUCACAGCGGCGGUGGUGGGGGCCGACAGCGCGCCGGCCCCCCAGGCGGACAUCAUCACGGAGCAGCCUCGCUCCUCCCAGCACAGCCUGCAGCCGGGCGACUCGGUGGACCUCAGCGCCGCGGAGCAGGCCGGGGGCGGGGCCGGGGGCGGGGGCGGGGCCGGGACCUCCCCCUCGGGGACCCCCGAGUCCCCCAGCGGCCCCGACGAGGACAUGCUCAGCCGCAGCUCCAGCGGGGGGGCCAACGUGACCCCGGAGACGGCGGACUACACCACGCCCGAGAGCGCCACGCCCGAUAGGGGGCCGCUGGGGGACGGCGGUGGGGGGGCGGAGCCCGGCGACUGCUCGCUGGCGCCCAGCGACUCAUCCCAGACGACCACGGAGGGGCCGGACUCGGCCGUCACGCCCUCGGACGUCGCGGAGCUGGUAUUGGACGGCAGUGACAGCCAGUACUCGGGGAUGCAGAUCGGAACCUUGCAGGAUGAGGAAGACGACGGCACCGCCCCCGUCCACAGCGACCCCCCAGAACCCUUCUCCCACUCCAUACUGGCUCUGAGCAAGCCUCACCUGCUGGACGGCAGAGGACACAACAGGCAGGGCUCGGACAGCAGUGUGGACCGCUUCGUACCGAAGGAAGAGCCGACAGAACCCGAACCGGAGAACAAGCCCUCGAGGAUCAAGGGUCCUAUUGGCCACUACACGGACCAGGGGGCGGAGCCUCUGGUGCACUGUGUCCGCCUCCUCUCCGCCUCCUUCCUCCUGACUGGACAGAAGAAGGGUCUGGUGCCGGACAAGGAGGUGCGUGUGAGCGUGAAGGCGCUGGCGGUGAGCUGCGUGGGGGCGGCGGCCGCUCUGCUCCCCGAGGCCUUCUUCAACGCCCUGUACCUGGAGCCGCUGGGCGGGGUCCCGGCCGACGAGCAGCAGUACAUCAGUGACGUGCUGGAGCUGGUGGACCACGCGGACCCCCAGAUCCGGGGGGCCACGGCCAUCCUCUGCGGGGCCAUCCUGCAGGCGGUGCUCAUCAAGACGCGCUACAACAUGCACAGCUGGCUGGCCGGCGUGCAGAAGGCAACGGGUAACCCUCUGUCCCUGGUGGACCUGGUGCCUCUGCUCCAGAAGACCCUGAAGGACGAGUCGUCUGUCACCUGCAAGCUGGCCUGCUCCGCCGUCAGGCACUGCCUCAUGACGCUCUGCAGCAGCACUCUGAGCGAGCUGGGCCUGCAGCUGCUCAUCAACCUCCUAGCCCUGAGGGACUGCUCCUAUUGGCUGGUCAGGACGGAGCUCCUGGAGACCCUGGCCGAGAUGGACUUCCGGUUAGUGAACUACCUGGAGAGGAAGACUGAAGCAUUACACAAAGGAGACCAUCACUACACUGGGCAUCUGUGUCUGCAGGACCGGGUCCUGAACAGUGUGGUGAUCCACCUGCUGGGAGACGAUGACCACAGAGUGAGGCACGUGGCCGCCUCCAUCAUCAGCAGGCUGGUGCCGCGGCUGUUCUUCGACUGCGACCAGGGCCAGGCGGACCCCGUGGUGGCCAUCGCCCGGGACCAGAGCUCCGUCUACCUGCAGCUGCUGAUGCACGAGACCCAGCCCCCGUCACACUUCACCGUCAACACCAUCACCAGGACGUAUCGCGGCUACGACCUGUCCACGGGCCUGUCGGACGUCACCAUGGAGAACAACCUGUCCAGGGUCGUCACGGCCGUGUCCCACGCCCUCACCUCGUCCACCUCCAGAUACCUCACCUUCGGGUGCGUAGAGGCCCUGUGUCUCCUGGCCUCCACCUUCCCGGUGUGCAGCUGGAGCACCGGCUGGCACUGCGGCUACGUCAGCUCCAGCGCCAGCUACUCCUCCCGCUCCGGCCUGAACCGCGCCCGGAGCCGCACGCUGAGUCUGUCCCAGCCUGGUGGGGCCCCCGCGGCCCCCGGCUCCUCGGCGGCCCCGGAGCCCGAGCGGAGGACCCUGACGGUGGGCGUGGCCAACAUGGUUCUGUCCCUGCUGACGUCGGCCUGGUUCCCCCUGGACCUGUCGGCCCACCAGGACGCCCUGCUGCUGGCCGGCAGCCUGCUCGCCGCGGCCGCGCCCAAGUGCAUGCGCAGCCCCUGGGCCGGGGAGGAGGAGGGGGGGGCGGGCGGGGCGGGCCCCAACGCCGGCGGCCCCGCCCACAAGCCGGAGGAGCCCUGGGCCGCGCUGUCGGAGCGCUCCCUGGUGGCCAUGUUGGAGCAGCUCUUCUCCCACCUGCUCAAGGUGCUCAACAUCUGCGCCCACGUGCUGGACGACACGCCCCCCGGACCUGCUGUCAAGGCCACCCUGCCCUCGCUGGCCAACACCCCCUCCCUCAGCCCCAUCCGGAGGAAGGGGAAGGAGAAGGACCCCAUCGAGCCCAGCAUCACCCCCAUGAGCCCCAAGAAGGGCAGCGAGCCCAGCACGGGACGGCCGGGCGACGGUACCGGCCCCCCGGGUGUCAGCAAGUCCAGCACCAUCGGCAGCUUCUACCACCUGCCCCCCUACCUCAAGCUCUACGACGUCCUCAAGGCCACGCACGCCAACUACAAGGUGACGCUGGACCUCCACAGCAGCCAGGAGAAGUUCGGGGGUUUCCUGCGCUCUGCGCUAGACGUGCUGUCCCAGCUGCUGGAGCUGGCCACGCUCCACGACAUCGGCAAGUGUGUGGAGGAGAUCCUGGGCUACCUCAAGGCCUGCUUCCUGAGGGAGCCCACCAUGGCCACCCUGUGCGUCCAGCAGCUGCUGAAGACUCUGUUCGGCACCAACCUGGCCUCCCAGUACGACGGGGCGCUGAGCGGGCCCAGCCGCUCCCAGGGGAAGGCCCUCCGGCUGGGCUCCUCCAACCUGCGGCCGGGCCUCUACCACUACUGCUUCAUGGCGCCCUACACGCACUUCACCCAGGCCCUCGCCGACGCCAGCCUCAGGAACAUGGUGCAGGCGGAGCACGAGCAGGACGCGUCCGGGUGGUUCGAUGUGAUGCAGAAAGUGUCCAAUCAGCUGAGGUCUAGCAUCACCAACGUGACGCGGCAGAGAGGAGACAAGAACGCCAUCCACAACCACAUCCGUCUGUUCGAGCCGCUGGUGAUCAAGGCCCUGAAGCAGUACACCACCAGCACGUCCGUGGCCCUGCAGAGGCAGGUCCUGGACCUGCUGGCCCAGCUCGUCCAGCUCCGCGUCAACUACUGCCUGCUGGACUCGGACCAGGUGUUCAUCGGCUUUGUCCUGAAGCAGUUUGAGUUCAUUGAAGUCGGCCAGUUCCGGGACUCUGACGCGGUGAUCCCCAACAUCUUCCUGUUCCUGGUGCUGCUGUCGUACGAGCGCUACCACUCCAAGCAGAUCAUCAGCAUCCCCAAGAUCAUCCAGCUGUGUGACGGCAUCAUGGCCAGCGGCAGGAAGGCCGUCACCCACGCGAUCCCGGCCUUGCAGCCCAUCGUCCACGACCUGUUCGUGCUGCGCGGCUCCAACAAGGCGGACGCGGGCAAGGAGCUGGAGACGCAGAAGGAGGUGGUGGUGUCCAUGCUGCUGAGGCUCAUCCAGUACCACCAGGUGUUGGAGAUGUUCAUCCUGGUCCUCCAGCAGUGUCACAAGGAGAACGAGGACAAGUGGAAGAGGCUGUCGCGGCAGAUCGCCGACGUCAUCCUGCCCAUGAUCGCCAAGCAGCAGAUCCACCUGGACUCCCCCGAGGCUCUGGGCGUGCUCAACACCCUCUUCGAGACGGUGGCCCCCUCCUCCCUCCGGCCCGUCGACAUGCUGCUGAAGAGCAUGUUCACCACCCCCGCUACCAUGGCCUCGGUCUCCACGGUCCAGCUGUGGGUGUCCGGUAUCCUGGCCGUGCUGCGGGUGCUGAUCUCCCAGUCCACCGAGGACAUCGUCCUGUCCCGCGUCCACGAGCUCUCCCUGUCCCCCGCGCUGCUGGGCUGCCCCACCAUCCGGGCCCUCCAUCAGCACGGGCCCCCCCAGCCCGGGGCCGUCCCCGCCGCCGCCGUCGCCCCCGGCAACCAGGAGGCGGGCGGGGAGGUGGCUGUGAGGGCCCAGCCCGAGGAGACGUUUGCCAGGUUCCUCCUCCAGCUGGUGGGGGUGCUGCUGGAGGACAUCUCGUGCCGCCAGGUGAAGGUGGACAUGACGGAGCAGCAGCACACCUUCUACUGCCAGCAGCUGGGCACCCUGCUCAUGUGCCUCAUCCACAUCUUCAAGAGCGGGAUGUUCCGGCGCAUCACGGCGGCGGCGUCCCGCCUCCUGAAGGGGGAGGGGCCCUGCGUGGGCGGGGAGGCGGGGGCCUUCUACUCGCUGGACGCCCUGAACGCCCGGGUCCAGGGCCUGACCACCACCCACCCCGCCCUGGUGCUGCUCUGGUGCCAGGUGCUGCUCAUCAUCAACUACACCAACUACUCCUGGUGGGCCGAGGUGCACCAGACCCCCAGGGGCCACAGCCUGUCCUGCACCAAGCUGCUCAGCCCCCACUCCUCCGGGGAGGGCGAGGACGAGAAGCCCGAGUGGCGUCUGGCCAUGAUCAACAGGGAGGUGGUCCGCAGGGGCGCGCUCGUCCUCUUCUGUGACUACGUGUGUCAGAACCUCCACGACUCUGAGCACCUCACCUGGCUGAUCGUGAACCACGUCAGCGACCUCAUCAGCCUGUCCCACGAGCCGCCGGUGCAGGACUUCAUCAGCGCCGUGCACCGCAACUCGGCCGCCAGCGGCCUCUUCAUCCAGGCCAUCCAGUCGCGCUGCGACAACCUCUCCACGCCCACCAUGCUGAAGAAGACCCUGCAGUGCCUGGAGGGGAUCCACCUCAGCCAGUCGGGCUCCCUGCUGAUGCUGUACGUGGACAAGCUGCUCAGCACGCCCUUCAGGGUGCUGGCCCGCAUGGUCGACACGCUGGCCUGCCGCCGCGUCGAGAUGCUGCUGGCAGAGACGCUGCAGAACAGCAUCGCCCAGCUGCCAACGGAGGAACUGGACCGGCUCCAGGACUACCUCCAGUCCAGCGGGCUGGCCCAGAGGCACCAGAGGUUCUACUCUCUGCUGGACAGGUUCCGAGCCACUGUUGCCGAGGAGACCACUAGCCCCGCCCCCCCGGUGACGUCACACCCCCUGGACGGUGAUCCGCCACCUGCCCCGGAACUGGUCGUCGCCGACAAGGAGUGGUACGUGAACCUGGUGAAGUCCCAGUGCUGUCUGGCCGGGGACGGCUCGCUGCUGGAGACCACCGAGCUGCUCACCAAGCUGCCCGCCGCCGACCUCUCCAGCAUCAUGAGCUGCAAGGACUUCAACCUGAGCCUGCUCUGCCCCUCCCUGAGCGUGGGCAGGCAGCGGCUGGCCAGGGGUCAGGGGUCGUUGCUCAUGGAGACGGCGCUGCAGGUCACCCUGGAGCAGCUGGCGGGCGUCACCCAGGCACUUCCUGUCCCCCACCAGUCCUUCCUGCCGCCCACCAGUCCGACCCAACCCGAGCCCUACUGGGACCAGUUGGCUGAAGUUUACGGCGAGCCAGGGUUCUUCCCCAGGGUGCUCUCGCUGUGCCGGGCGCUGUCCCAGUACCUGCUGAGUGUCAGCAGGCUGCCAGCCUCGCUGCACAUCCCCGUCGACAAGGAGCACCUCAUCACCGUCUUCACGGUCACGGCCACCGAGCUGAUGGCGUGGCGGCUGCUCCAGGACGCGCUGCCCAUCAGCGUGGACCUCCAGUGGGGGCUGGCCGCCCUCUGCCUCGCCCUGCAGCAGCCCUGCGUGUGGAGCCGCCUGGCCAGCCCCGAGUACACCUCCCACACCUGCUCCCUGGUGCUCUGCCUGCGCCUCAUCAUCACCGCAGUGGCGGUGAGUCCGGGCGACCAGCUGCUGCAUCCAGAGAAGAAGAAGACCAGAGCGGAGCGGGAGGCGGAGGAGGACCAGCUGGACUCCGCCCCCCCGCCCGAGAUCAACGUGUGCCAGCAGCAGGCGUGUGAGAUCAUGGCGGAGCUGGUGGAGGGCCUUCAGAGCGUCUUCGCUCUCGGUCACCAUAGGAACACGGCCAUCCCCGCCUUCUUCACGCCCACCCUGAGGAACAUCAUCAUCAGUCUGUCCCGGCUGCCGCUGGUCAACAGCUACACCCGCGUGCCCCCGCUGGUGUGGAAGCUGGGCUGGUCUCCGCGCCCCGGGGGCGAGUUCGGCACCACGCUGCCGGAGAUCCCCCUGGACUUCCUGCAGGAGAAGGACGUCUUCAGGGAGUUCCUGUACCGCAUCAACACCCUGGGCUGGAGCAGCAGGACCCAGUUCGAGGAGACCUGGGCCACCCUGCUGGGGGUGCUGGUCACCCAACCAAUCACCAUGGACCAGGAGGAGGAGGUGCAGCAGGAGGAGGACCUGGAGCGGACCCAGCUCAACGUGCUGGCGGUGCAGGCCAUCACCAGCCUGGUUCUGAGCGCCAUGACGCUGCCCGCCGCCGGCAACCCGGCCGUCAGCUGCCUGGAGCAGCAGCCCCGCAACAAGAGCCUGAAGGCCCUGGACACGCGAUUUGGCAGGAAGUUGGCGGUGAUCCGGGGGGAAGUGGAGCGGGAGAUCCAGGCGCUGGUGUCCAAGAGGGACAACGUCCACACGCACCACCCCUACCACGCCUGGGACCCUGUGCCCUCGCUGUCAGCCGCCUCCGCCGCAGGGACUCUGAUCAGCCACGAGAAGCUGCUGCUGCAGAUCAACACGGAGAGAGAGAUGGGCAACAUGGACUACAAACUAGGACAGGUGUCGAUCCAUUCGGUCUGGCUCGGCAACAACAUUACACCCCUGAGGGAGGAAGAGUGGGGUGAGGAUGAAGAGGAUGAGACGGACACCCCAGCACCCUCCUCCCCACCAACCUCUCCCAUCAACUCCAGGAAGCACCGGGCCGGGGUGGACAUCCACUCCUGCUCCCAGUUCCUCCUGGACCUCUACAGCCAGUGGCUCAUCCCCGGGACCCCCAACACCAGGCGGACCCCCGUGGUGCUGAUCAGUGAGGUGGUCCGAUCGCUGCUGGCGGUGUCGGACCUGUUCACGGAGAGGAACCAGUUCGACAUGAUGUUCUCCACCCUGAUGGAGCUGCAGAAGCUUCACCCCAUGGAGGACGAGAUCCUCAACCAGUACCUGGUGCCCGCCAUCUGCAAGGCCGCGGCCGUGCUGGGCAUGGACAAGGCCAUCGCGGAGCCGGUGUGCCGGCUGCUGGAGACCACCCUGCGCAGCACCCACCUGCCCAGCAGGGUGGGGGCGCUCCACGGGGUGCUGUACGUCCUGGAGUGCGACCUGCUGGACGACACGGCCAAGACGCUCAUCCCCGUCGUCUCCGAGUACCUGCUGUCCAACCUGCGCGCUAUCGCCCACUGCGUGAACCUCCACAACCAGCAGCACGUGCUGGUGAUGUGCGCGGUGGCGUUCUACAUGAUGGAGAACUACCCCCUGGACGUGGGGGCCGAGUUCUCCGCCGGAGUCAUCCAGAUGUGCGGGGUGAUGGUGUCGGCCUCCGAGGACUGCACGCCCUCGGUCAUCUACCACUGCGUGCUGCGCGGCCUGGAGCGCCUGCUGCUGUCGGAGCAGCUGUCGCGCGUGGACGGCGAGGCGCUGGUGAAGCUCAGCGUGGACCGCGUCAACAUGCCCUCGCCCCACCGCGCCAUGGCCGCCCUGGGCCUCAUGCUCACCUGCAUGUACACCGCCGUGAUUGCGUCGGGGUCAGAGGUGACAGGGGUUAGAGGUCAGGUGGGCUCUGCGGUUGCGGAGGCUGUGGGCGUCACAGCGGGUCCUGUGGGUUUCUCCUCAGGCAAGGAGAAGGCCAGCCCCGCCGGACGCCCCGCCCACCCCGACCCCCAGGCCCCCGACAGCGAGUCGGUCAUCGUCGCCAUGGAGAGGGUCUCCGUGCUCUUCGACAGGAUCCGUAAGGGCCUUCCCAGCGAGGCGCGCGUGGUGGCCCGGAUCCUGCCCCAGUUCCUGGACGACUUCUUCCCGCCGCAGGACAUCAUGAACAAGGUCAUCGGGGAGUUCCUGUCCAACCAGCAGCCGUACCCCCAGUUCAUGGCUACUGUCGUCUUCAAGGUGUUCCAGACGCUCCACGCCACGGGGCAGUCCUCCAUGGUGCGCGACUGGGUGCUGCUGUCACUCUCCAACUUCACCCAGCGCUCCCCCGUCGCCAUGGCGAUGUGGAGCCUCUCCUGCUUCUUCGUGUCGGCCUCCACCUCCCAGUGGAUCUCCGCCCUACUGCCCCACGUGAUCAGCAGGAUGGGCAGCAGCGAGGUGGUGGAUGUGAACCUCUUCUGCCUGGUGGCCAUGGACUUCUACCGGCACCAGAUCGACGAGGAGCUGGACCGACGCGCCUUCCAGUCGGUGUUCGAGACCGUGGCCUCCCCGGGCACCUCCUACCACCAGCUGCUGGGGUGCCUGCAGUCCAUCCACCAUGACACCUCCCUCUGAGGGGGGAGGAGGAGAGGGGGAGGAGGAG